AUGGCGGCCAGGGUCGACCUCGUCGACGGCAAUGGAUGCAUCCCGCAGGUGGUGACCGAGCUGUGCCACAUCAAGGAGCUGGUGAGGCAGCAAGAGGUGCAUCUCGACGGCUCCGCGCCCGACCUCUGCAAGCACCUCGCCUCGCAGAUGUCCUCCAUCGCCGACCGUUCCAUCAGCAUGCUCAGCAACGCCUCCGACGACCCCAUCUUCAAGGCCACCAUGAAAAGGAACAAGAAGAGGCAUGAGCUGAGGGUGAGGAAGGCGGACCUCCUGGCCGGCGACGGCCACAACUGGAGAAAGUACGGCCAGAAGGAGAUCCUUGGAGCCAAGCACAGAAGGGCCUACUACCGCUGCACGCACUGGAACUCUCAGGGAUGUAAGGCGGUGAAGCAAGUGCAGGGCACCGAUGAGGACCCGACCUUCUUUAACAUCGUCUACAUAGGUGAACACACCUGCGUUCAGGGCCAGAGGGCGGCGGUGGCACCGGGUCAGGCUGCCACGGACGCGCAGGCGCCGGUGUACAAGUACAACGCCAACCCGGGCGCCAGCAGCCUCCUGCAGAGCCUGAGCUCCAGCCUGACGGUGGAGCCAGAGCAGCAGCUGCAGGGCUGGGACGCGCCCGCGCCCUUCUGCUUCUCCUCCACGCCGGCGAUGGCGAGCGGGUGCCUCGUGUUGGAGAGCAGCCCCUUCUCCGCGCCGUCCAGGUCCAAGAACUGGGGCGUGUCCUCGGCGACCUCGGACUCCAACCACGUCGCCUCUUUCCCGCCUUUCGAGGUCGCCGGCGACGACGCGUUCUUCAGGUUCGACGAAGCCGACGACUACGGUUUCCUCGACGACCCCGACAGUACAUCUGACGUCUUUAGCUUCUUGGAGUGA
Messenger RNA from Miscanthus lutarioriparius, 876 nucleotides. Lineage: Eukaryota; Viridiplantae; Streptophyta; Magnoliopsida; Poales; Poaceae. The record is from the annotation of a GenBank genome assembly.